AUGGGAGAGAGACAGGAGUUGCCACCAUGCCACAGCUGGUCCUGCAGUGACAGUGGAGGGCCCAGAAGCAGUGGCCCAGAUGGCCCGGUGUCCGCAGGCCCGGCCUCUGAGUGCAGCCUGGAGGAGGCAGCAGCGCUCACAGCGAUGGGAAGUUUGGACGCCUCUCCCAUUUCAGUGGAACUGGAGCACGUGGUGAAUAAUGGAUCAGGUGUCCCUGGCCCUCCAGGGGGGGACACAAAAGAAGCAUUGGCUCACAGAAAACUCAGCGCGCCACGCUUCACCUCCUUCCUAUCACUCUCGGGCAGCGUGGUCAGCAGAGAGCCAACGCGUGGGGUCCUUAGCCAUGCUCCUUCUCGCUUCAUACACAGCUCUUACCAAGCCAAGACUAGCAUGCAAGGUGAUGUCUACAAUUUCCUAGAGAGACCUGCAGGCCUCAAAUGCUUCCUCUACCACUUCCUAGUGUUCCUCAUGGUCCUAAUAUGUCUCAUCUUCAGUGUACUUUCCACCAUCGAGCAGUAUGCAGACUUUGCCACUGGAAUGCUGUUCUGGAUGGAGAUUGUACUGGUGGUGUUUUUCGGUGCAGAGUAUGUGGUGCGUCUUUGGGCAGCAGGCUGCAGGAGCAAGUAUGUGGGCGUCAAAGGCAGGCUUCGCUUUAUCAGAAAGCCCAUUUCUAUCAUAGAUUUGAUAGUAGUGGUUGCAUCGGUUGUAGUGCUAAGUGUGGGAUCAAAUGGACAGGUUUUCGCCACCUCUGCCAUCAGGGGAAUCCGCUUCCUUCAGAUAUUGCGUAUGCUGCAUGUGGAUCGGCAGGGAGGCACAUGGAGACUUCUUGGGUCUGUAGUCUUUAUUCAUCGACAGGAGCUGUUAACAACACUAUAUAUUGGGUUUCUUGGUCUGAUCUUCUCCUCGUAUUUUGUGUAUCUGGCGGAGAAAGAUGCAGUAGACGAGGAGGGGAAAACAGACUUCUCAAACUAUGCUGAUGCACUGUGGUGGGGUGUUGUCACUGUGACUACAAUAGGUUAUGGAGACAAAGUCCCUCAGACCUGGAUAGGGAAGGCAAUUGCCUCCUGUUUUAGUGUGUUUGCUAUCUCCUUCUUUGCUCUGCCAGCGGGUAUUUUGGGUUCAGGCUUUGCUCUGAAAGUACAGCAGAAACAGAGACAGAAACACUUCAAUCGCCAAAUCCCAGCAGCUGCCUCACUAAUCCAGACACUGUGGCGAUGUUAUGCUUGUGAGAAACCUGGUGGCUGUCCAGCAACCUGGAAGAUGUACGUGCUGACAGGUGACUUCAUCCCAGGAGUAAACUCUGACAACUCCAGUCCCGGAAACUUCAGAAAACUGAGCAAGAGGUACAGACGAAGGCUGAAAUCCAUGCGUGAUAAUGGCUCCUUGGGAAGCGCAGGAGAGAAGUCCCUGUCUAUCCCACAGAUAACCUACGACCAUAUAGAUGACAAGGAAGAUAAGCGGGAGGAGCCUUUGCUCAACGAGGAACCCUCAGGUACACUUGCAGGUAUCACAAACAUUUUCAGACAGACAGGUAACCCACACUCAUGGUCCUCUUUCACUCUUAGCCAUCCUGCUUCUCCAGUUAAGAAACAGCUGGAUGAACCUCCUGACAUCUCACGCACCAGCAGCCUAGUGGAUGGCAUUGACUUCACCAGUGAAUAUGUCGCACUCCGCGUGGGUACCGAUGCUUCACAGCUUUCGCAUGCACACAGAUCUGCAGUCAAGGUCAUAAGGAGGAUGCAGUACUUUGUAGCCAGAAGAAAAUUUCAGCAAGCGAGGAAGCCAUACGACGUGCGGGAUGUGAUCGAGCAAUAUUCCCAGGGCCACCUCAACAUGAUGGUGCGCAUAAAGGAGUUACAGAGACGGUUGGAUCACACAUUGGGAAAGCCGGGAAUGUUUCUGCCAGAAAAAGGUGUAGAUAAGGAAUACCACACUGUCGGAGCCAGGCUGAUCAGACUGGAGGAUAAGGUGCUCCAGAUAGACCAGAAGGUGGAGAGCAUCCUGAACAUCUUGUUGGAGCAGUUCCAGCCCAAACCAGAGCUUCUUCCAAAACCAAGCCAAAGUAGUGCUAGCUCCAGUGUAACAGCCAUGAAACGGCUGGGCAGCUUUGCGGAUGAGAGCCAGUGACACAGCCAGUCACACGAGACCAGACUAGGAGACGUCAUUCAAGGGAGAUGAGUACUCAAGGAGGGAGAGAAUUAGUGUAAGAAGAGCCAGGUCUUCCCUCCUUUUAUGCUCCUCAUUUCAUCAUUUACUUUGAAGACUACCACAAGUCUUCAGAUCACUGGGAAAAAUCGGUGAGAGAAAUUGAAAUCUAUGAUUGAAUGACUACCAAUUCUGUACAGUUUUAUAAGUCAUGUAUAUAUUGUAGAACUGCCGUAUAUUUAUCAUGCUGAAUAAAUUAUUUGGAAUGACUCUUCCAGGAUCCAGUGACAUCUGACACCAACCAUUUUAUAAUAUUAUUAUUCAUUAUCUUGACU
Messenger RNA from Electrophorus electricus (electric eel), 2480 nucleotides. The record is from RefSeq and is a predicted model, not a curated record. NCBI's taxonomy places the organism in Eukaryota, Metazoa, Chordata, Actinopteri, Gymnotiformes, Gymnotidae.